Lodderomyces elongisporus is the source of this 315-nucleotide messenger RNA. RefSeq lists its product as uncharacterized. The record is from RefSeq and is a predicted model, not a curated record. The transcript has a single exon. Lineage: Eukaryota; Fungi; Ascomycota; Pichiomycetes; Serinales; Debaryomycetaceae. Bases 1 to 315 code for a protein of 104 amino acids.
AUGAGUUAUACUAGAGAUAACAAGAUCAAGAAAGGUGUUUAUGACAAAGAUGCGGCGGCGUCGCACAAGUCGAGGGUGGUGAACUCAUUCAUCAUUACAACUGUCAUGAUUUUAGUCUUGCUUAUGCUAGGCUAUCAUUUCAUAUGGAGUUUCAAAGUCAUUAUUAAUCAGCCAUAUGGCACACUUUUGAACAAUCUUGUUUAUGGUCCAGGUACAUUUUUGGCCAAUGCAGGAUUGAGUUUCAGAUUCUUGCGAUACUUGAACAAGAUCUUGGUAGAGGAUAAAGUCGAUUCAGAUUACAAAAAGUACUUUUAA